AUGGCUGAACCCAACUCGUACGAGGAGCAGCGCAGGAGGCAGGUGGAGGAGACAAGCGGAAGCUGGAGGAGCUGCGCCUGCACCGCCUCUCCGUCGCCGUCCGCGAGGCCGCCGUCAAGCCGAAGCCGGUCAGUUCAAGCCCAUGCCUCCUUCCUGGCAAAAGACCAAGCUGCCGAGGCGGUGUCGCGACGCCCCGACUCGGCGGUCCGGCAGGGUCGCCGGUCUGCCCGAGCAACCCGAUUACCGCGACAGGAAAAUCAGGUACACCCAUGCCUCACCCAAACUGUUCUUUCCAUCGAUUUUUUAUGCAUAGGAAUAGGAAGCACUACUUACUACUCCAUUACUUGGUUGUCUUUCAGGGGAGGGGCAUAUGUCCAAAGAAGGCAAUUGCCACCCGAUGAUGUGUACGCCACCGACGAAGCGAGCGCCUACGCCCUCACCAAGGCUGAAGAGCUCAAGAGCCAGCUGUGCUCCGACCACCCUUCCUUCGUGAAGCCCAUUUGCUAUAAAACUGCCACAGCUAGCUGCCUGCGCAUACCUCAGCUAUUCAAAGGGUGGUAUCUCCCGUGGUGUAAUGAGAUGAUUUAUCUGGUGGAUGAACAAGAUGUUGAGUUUCAUUUGCCUUACCAUGCGCUAAGUGGUUCCAUCGGCACUGGGUGGAAAAUGUUUGCCAUCGGCCACAACCUAGCUGACGGUGAUUGCUUGGUGUUCCAGCAAGUUCAGAAAACAAAGUUCAAGGUGAGACUCUUGAAGUUAUUCUAG
Triticum turgidum subsp. durum (durum wheat) is the source of this 762-nucleotide messenger RNA. The record is from the annotation of a GenBank genome assembly. NCBI's taxonomy places the organism in Eukaryota, Viridiplantae, Streptophyta, Magnoliopsida, Poales, Poaceae.